This is a messenger RNA of Pelodiscus sinensis (Chinese soft-shelled turtle), 936 nucleotides long. NCBI's taxonomy places the organism in Eukaryota, Metazoa, Chordata, Testudines, Trionychidae. The record is from RefSeq and is a predicted model, not a curated record.
AUGUCAGCUGCCAAUGACACUGAAUUCCAAUCUGCCGUGCUCAUUCUCACCGGAAUACCUGGCCACGAAGACAUCCAUCUCUGGAUCUCCAUCCCCUUCUGCUUAAUCUAUGUAAUUUCAAUAGUAGGCAAUUCAGUCAUUCUCUUCAUUGUAAAAACAGACCCAAGCCUCCAUGAGCCCAUGUACAUUUUCCUUUCCAUGUUGGCUGUCACAGACUUUGUCUUAUUAAUAGCCACCUUACCGACAAUAUUGAGCAUAUUCUUGUUUAACUUUAGGGAGAUCAACCUCAAUGCCUGCUUUGCCCAGCUGUUCUUUAUCCACUCUCUUGCAAUAAUUGAAUCCUCCGUGCUCCUCUUGAUGGCCUUUGACCGUUUCAUUGCAAUCUGUAACCCACUGAGAUAUACCUCCAUCUUAACACCAGUGAGAAUAACUAAGUUGGGGCUGGUCUUUGUGCUAAGAGGAGUGGCUGUAGUAUUACCAUUCCCGCUUCUCCUGAAACGGUACCGAUAUUGUCGAGCCAAUGUCCUCUCCCACUCUUACUGCCUGCACCAGGAUGUCAUGAAGUUGGCUUGUUCAGAUAUCAGAGUCAACUACAUCUAUGGCAUGUUUACCGCACUCUUCACGUAUGGACUGGACUCACUGUUCAUCGUCCUGUCCUAUGUGAUGAUUCUGAAAACAGUGCUGAGCAUUGCAUCCCGCAUAGAGAGCCUCAGGGCCCUGAACACCUGCGUCUCCCAUCUCUGCGCUGUCCUGGUCUUCUACUUACCAAAUGUCGGCCUGGCUGUAACACACAGAUUUGGGAGCAGCUCUUCUCACUUGCUUCAGAUUCUCCUGGGCUACAUCAACCUUUUGGCCCCACCUCUGAUGAACCCAAUUGUGUACAGCGUGAAAAGCAAACACCUUCGUGUGAGGAUCAUCAGGGCCUUUGUCAAGUGA